Molecule: messenger RNA, 1267 nt
Organism: Nanorana parkeri
Lineage: Eukaryota; Metazoa; Chordata; Amphibia; Anura; Dicroglossidae
Product: bone morphogenetic protein 7-like
Exons: 1
Coding region: 1-1266 (421 amino acids)
Biological process (GO): SMAD protein signal transduction
Cellular component (GO): extracellular region
Molecular function (GO): cytokine activity; growth factor activity
Source: RefSeq, a predicted model, not a curated record
AUGACUGUUGGGACUGGCUACAAAAGAAGAACCUACAUAUUAUUUUUCUACUUUUCUAUUCAACACAUAACAUCAGAUAUAAUGGUUGAAGAGGAUAUUCACUCCAGCUUUAUCCAGCGUCAACUGAAGGGCCAAGAACGUAGAGAGAUACAGAGAGAGAUUUUAUCUGUUUUGGGAUUGCCACAUAGACCAAGACCUCACUUACAUGGGAAGAAUACAUCUGCACCAAUAUUCAUGAUGAAUCUAUAUAAUUCAAUAAGUAUCAGUGAAGAGAAAGAUGGUUUACAGUACUUUAAUAUUUUUGCCAAGGAUCAUCCUUCCCUUGUCCACCUUCAUGAGAACCACUUUCAUGCUGAUGCUGAUUUUGUCAUGAGUUUUGUUAACCUAGUGGAGAAUGACACAAAAUUCUGUCACCGGUGCUACAGCAAAGAGUUCAGGUUUGAUCUUUCUGAUGUUCCAGUUGGGGAGCAAGUGACAGCAGCUGAGCUGCGCAUGUAUAAAGAUCCAACUAACCAAAAUGAAACCUAUCAGAUCAGCAUCUACCAGGUCCUUCAGGAGCAUCCUAGUCAAUUGUUAAAGCUGGACAGCCAGAUAAUAAGUGGUGCAGAAAGUGGAUGGUUGACAUUUGACAUUACUGCAUCUAGCAAUGAUUGGGUAGAUAAUUCACGGGACAAUCUUGGUCUACAACUGAGAAUAGAAACUAUGCAAAGGAAAAGUGUUAAACCUCGAUCAGUGGGUCUAGUUGGUAGGAGCGGACCACAGGAGAAGCGACCAUUUAUGGUGGCAUUUUUUAAAACUGCAACAAUUCAUCCACGUAGUAUUCGUUCUACAAGCGGUAAACACAGAAACCAAGAUAAAAAGGCAGUAAAGGAGCACAACCUUCCAUUAGCCAAUAUUACAGAGAGCUUUAUGAGCAGCAGCAGUAGUAAUAGUGGGCGUCGUUUCUUUAAACAGGCCUGCAAGAAGCAUGAGCUAUAUGUGAGUUUCCGUGACCUUGGCUGGCAAGAUUGGAUAAUUGCCCCAGAAGGAUACGCAGCUUACUACUGUGAAGGGGAAUGUGCUUUUCCACUAAAUUCUUACAUGAAUGCCACUAAUCAUGCAAUUGUCCAAACCUUAGUUCACUUUAUUAAUCCUGAGACUGUUCCAAAGCCAUGUUGUGCUCCUACAGAUCUGCAGGGAAUCUCUGUCUUGUAUUUUGAUGACAGUUCUAAUGUUAUAUUAAAGAAGUAUAGAAACAUGGUAGUGAGAUCAUGUGGCUGCCACUAGA